This is a messenger RNA of Rattus norvegicus (Norway rat), 2407 nucleotides long. It is a transcript of the gene Pias4, whose product is annotated as protein inhibitor of activated STAT, 4. Bases 56 to 1579 code for a protein of 507 amino acids. Gene Ontology annotation, molecular function: zinc ion binding; ubiquitin protein ligase binding; ubiquitin protein ligase activity. The record is from RefSeq and is marked provisional. Gene Ontology annotation, biological process: regulation of gene expression; negative regulation of canonical NF-kappaB signal transduction; regulation of mRNA stability. The transcript is spliced from 11 exons. NCBI's taxonomy places the organism in Eukaryota, Metazoa, Chordata, Mammalia, Rodentia, Muridae. Gene Ontology annotation, cellular component: nucleus; nuclear matrix; nuclear body.
CCUCACGUGACGCGACGGCUGGGGCCUCCCGGCGCGGGGGACGCUAGUGGCCAAGAUGGCGGCAGAGCUGGUGGAGGCCAAAAACAUGGUGAUGAGCUUCCGAGUGUCAGACCUGCAGAUGCUGCUGGGCUUUGUAGGUCGUAGCAAGAGCGGGCUGAAGCAUGAGCUGGUGACCAGGGCCUUGCAGCUGGUGCAGUUUGACUGUAGCCCGGAGCUUUUCAAGAAGAUCAAAGAGCUGUAUGAGACUCGCUAUGCCAAGAAGAGUGCAGAGCCCGGCCCACAGGCGCCACGGCCCCUGGAUCCCCUGGCACUACACUCCAUGCCCAGGACUCCCCUGUCAGGACCCACCGUGGACUACCCCGUGCUGUACGGGAAGUACUUGAAUGGACUGGGGCGCCUGCCCACCAAGGCCCUUAAGCCGGAGGUACGCCUGGUAAAGCUGCCUUUCUUCAACAUGCUGGACGAGUUGCUGAAGCCCACUGAGCUGGUCCCACAGAGUGCUGAGAAGCUGCAAGAGAGCCCGUGCAUCUUCGCGCUGACCCCUCGGCAGGUGGAGAUGAUCCGCAACUCCAGGGAGCUGCAGCCUGGAGUGAAAGCAGUGCAGGUGGUACUGAGGAUCUGUUACUCUGACACCAGCUGUCCACAGGAGGACCAGUAUCCACCCAACAUCGCUGUGAAAGUCAACCACAGCUACUGUUCAGUGCCGGGCUACUAUCCCUCCAACAAGCCUGGUGUGGAACCCAAGAGGCCCUGCCGCCCCAUCAACCUUACCCACCUCAUGUAUCUGUCCUCGGCCACCAACCGCAUUACUGUUACCUGGGGCAACUAUGGCAAGAGCUACUCUGUGGCUUUGUACCUGGUGCGACAGCUGACCUCCUCAGACCUGCUACAGAGGUUGAAGACGAUUGGGGUGAAGCAUCCUGAGCUCUGCAAGGCUCUGGUCAAGGAGAAGCUUCGCCUAGACCCUGACAGCGAGAUCGCUACUACCGGAGUGCGAGUGUCCCUCAUCUGCCCACUGGUGAAGAUGCGGCUCUCGGUGCCCUGCCGUGCAGAGACCUGCGCACACCUGCAGUGCUUUGAUGCCGUGUUCUACCUACAAAUGAAUGAGAAGAAGCCCACGUGGAUGUGCCCUGUGUGUGACAAGCCCGCAGCUUAUGACCAGCUCAUCAUAGAUGGGCUGCUGUCGAAGAUCCUGAGUGAGUGUGAGGACGCAGAUGAGAUUGAGUUCCUGGCGGAAGGUUCAUGGCGCCCAAUACGUGCAGAGAAGGAACCAAGCUGCAGCCCACAGGGCCCCAUCCUGGUGCUAGGCACCUCGGACGCCAACGGGCUCGCACCAGCCUCCAGCACCCCGGGCAUGGGAAGUGGCCUGAGUGGCCCAGGCGGCGCCGGCGGCGGGGCGGGGGCGGCCGGUGGCCUGGAGAACGGCAAGACAGGCGCAGACGUGGUGGACCUCACACUGGACAGCUCGUCGUCCUCAGAAGAUGAGGAUGAGGACGAGGACGACGAUGAGGACGAUGACGAGGGCCCCCGGCCGAAGCGCCGCUGCCCGUUCCAGAAGGGACUGGUGCCCGCUUGCUGACGCCGCUGCGGGGCGCUGGAGGGCGGGAGCCGCUCCCGUCCAUCAUUCCCUCGCCCACCCCUCCCCGGCUCCCGGCUCCUGUACUUCUGGACUCUCCUCUUGGGGGGGAUUAAAAAAAAAGUAAAAUGACAAAAAAAAAAAAAACAACCAAACAAACAAAAAAAAAAACGAGAAAAUAAACACUUACACGGGCCGGCAGCCUGCACGCCACCUCCCGGAGCAGCCCGCGGGGCGCGGGGACCUCGGACACUGGACAGCGGCCGGCGGCUGUCCCCGCUCCCUGCGUUGAGGCCGAGCCCUGACCCCGGAGUGCUGGCCUGGUCGCAACCAGUUUUAGUUGAGAAGCCAUGGUGGGGCGGCGGGCCGGGGACGGUGGCCACAAUGUGCAAUAACGUGGUGUCCCGGGGCCGGGCGCGGCGGCAGACCCGGGUGGCAUGGGGGGGUGUCGUUUCUAGCCAGCUACCUCGGUAACUCCAAUUCAUUCAGGUUAACUUCCCCAUGGGGCAGCCGGCCGCGGGCUUGGGCGCUGUCGCUCUGCUCUUGUGUGGCCCGCGGCAUGGGGCUCCCCGGCUGCCUCCUUACCCUCCGGAGCCUCGCUCUUCCAACGCCCCGCUGCCAGGCAGACCUCGGGGCAUCCUGCCGCCCUCCCCACCCGACUCUGUCAGGAAGCAAUACCGGGUCCGGUCUGGAGCUGGGCGGCCUGGCGGUGUCACCGCAUGAACUCGCUGGGAGGCCGGGGCCCUGGCCAGCCACACGGCACUCUUUUCUAAUAUUUGUAUUCUAAUUUAAUUGUUUUUUAAAAAUGCAAAUAAAAAAAAAGAACGAAGA